UAGGCGGUUCCAGCUCACACGUCAAUCUAAAACCUCUCCGGUGCGCCUGUACCGCUGCCCCCAGCCUCCAGCCCCCAUUAGCAGAGGACUCGACACUAGCAAGGGAGCGCGAGACCAGGCGCGCGUCUUCUGCAGAAGCAUAUGCGCUCAGUGACGAGUCGCCGGUGCGCUUCCACAACAUCUUUCCUCGAUUAAUUUACGUAAGCACGACCCCCCCCAGCGGGAAGAGCCAUUUAAAUUGGGUAAAGACGGGGAAAUCGACGUCGUUUGGCUCGGGAUGAGUUUUGAUCUGACCGGUAGCCCAAUCCGCAUCUUUGUUCCUGUUUUCAAAGCGCUCCUCCGCAGUUCACAGUCAUUUGCCGAGCAGGUUCCCAGGCUGCCUGGUUCAGCUGCUCCGGCUACGCGCUCACUAGCGUUUCCCAGCAGAUUUCGGUCCAUCGAAACCCGGGGAUUCUCUCCACUGGCCGCUUAAGAUGUCCGGGGAGGCUGUGCUUAUACCGGAUGAUCGCGCCUUCAGCAACUUUAAAAAUGAAUGCAACUCGGCGGACGGGUGGACCCUGACGUACAACAAGUCCGGGAUAAGUGUGUGGAUCCAAAUUUUGGAAGAGGAGAAGUCUUUGCAUAAGAUAAAGUGUCAGAUGGUGUGCAAAGACGUCCCCACGGAGACCAUGUACGACGUCCUGCACGACACGGAGUACCGGCGCAAAUGGGACUCAAACGUGAUCGAGACCUUCGACAUCGGCAAGCUGACGGUCAACGCAGACGUGGGCUACUACUCAUGGAAGUGUCCCAAACCGCUGAAGAACCGUGAUGUCAUCACCCUGCGCUCCUGGUUGCCCAUGGGACGCGAUUACAUCAUCAUGAACUACUCUGUCAAGCACGCGAAAUACCCGCCAAAGAAAGACAUGGUACGUGCCGUUUCCAUCCAGACGGGCUAUUUGAUCCAGAGCAACGGACCCAACACCUGUACUCUGACCUACCUGGCGCAGGUGGACCCGCGAGGUAAAGGCCAGCUCCGCUCUGGGUAGAGGGGCUUCAUUCCAUCAGCCAUGAAGAAGAUAAACAAGGCCUGUCUGAAGUAUCCAGAGUGGAAGCAGAGGCACAGCCCUGGGUACAAGCCGUGGCUGUACCCUGAGCAGAACCAGCUGGCCAGCAUCCCCAUGUCGGAGCUGAGCGUCCAGCAUGCGGAGUCCCUGGAGAACAUCGAUGAGAGCAGCCUGAGCGAGGCGAAGGAUGAGCGGGGGGAGGGUAGCGAUGAGGAGGGGGCCAACUGAGGGGACACACACACACACAGACUAACCACACACACAGGCAGCCUUCCUGUCCACGCACGUUCACAGAUGCAGCAGAUGUUUGCGCAGCCUCUGCAGAUCUUUUUGUCGUCCCCCCCCCUUCCUCUGCAACAGUCAAACCUCAAAACUGGACCCUCAGACACACGUGACACUAGACGUGCUGCAGGCGUGUAGCCGUCCUUCAUACGUGAUUACAUCACAGGAUUUGGAAGGGACUCCUAAUCCACACAGCCAAAUAACCACCAUUGGCCGCCCUGGAGUCCUCUGACUUCUCCUGGCUGAUCAGCACAUAAACUCAGUCUCUGUUUGAAGAGCAAUGGCCAGUGUGUUUGUCUGCUGUGACUCUCCCUGGAAAUAUAGCCCCCCAGUGGCCCAAGCUCAUAUCAUGCCCCCUCCCUGUUCACCAGGCUUAAUGUUCUGAUUUUUGGGAGUGUUUGUUGUGUGAACGUAUGUUUAAAAACAAGUGAAAAUACAGAGUAUCUUGAAGGUUUUGA
This is a messenger RNA of Paramormyrops kingsleyae, 1786 nucleotides long. The record is from RefSeq and is a predicted model, not a curated record. Lineage: Eukaryota; Metazoa; Chordata; Actinopteri; Osteoglossiformes; Mormyridae.